AUGGCUGCUGCCAUCCUUGACAAUCUCCGUGGCCGAGAUGACAAAAAUGUAGUUCAGACUGUUGAGACUGAAGCUGCUCCUGAAAAGGAAUGGGGCGUCAUCAUUCAGGGGGCUAGGGAGGCCACCGACCUAGAGCACUCUCAAGGCAUUCUGGAGGCUGUUCGUGUGCAAUGGAAAGGUGUUGCCUGGGCUUCUUUCCUCUCUCUAUCCAUAGCGAUGUACGGAUAUGACAAUGCCCUCAUCAACAACUUCUACGGUUAUCCAGCCUUUCAGAAAGCAUACGGCAUACCUGUUAAAGACGGCUUCCAGGUCCCCGCGAAAUGGCAAACAGGCCUCUCGCAAGGGAGUAUCUGCGGUAUCAUCCUCGGUGCUACGUUUAACGGCGUUCUCUCAUCAAGAUUCGGCUAUAAGAGAGUUAUGCUGGUUGGCCUUGUUCUCAUGACGGGCUUCGUUGCCAUUCCAUUUAGCGCUCACAACUUGGAAACACUUCUUGUUGGUGAGAUUUUCUGUGGCAUGGUCUGGGGUACAUUUGCGUCCAUUGGACCGGCAUAUAGCUCAGAAUGUCUUCCAAUUUCGUUGCGUGGGUUCCUUACCAGCGGUGUCAACAUUAUGCAAAUCAUCGGCCAGCUUAUCGCAAUUGGCGUCCUCGACGGCCUUGUCGGCUUAGACUCGCAGUGGUCCUACAAAAUUCCAUUUGCUAUACAAUGGAUUUGGCCCCUUCCGCUCUUCAUAGGGUGCUUGUUUGCUCCAGAGUCUCCAUGGUAUCUUGUUCGCAAAGGCCGCAUCCAAGAGGCAGAACAUAGCAUUCGUCGUCUUAGUUCCAAGAGCGACACGAAGAUCAAGGAACACUUAGCCAUGAUUAUACAUACUGUGAACUACGAAGAGGAAAUACGAACAGGCUCGUCCUAUAUUGACCUCUUUCGCGGCAGCAACCUUCGGCGAACUGAAAUUUGCUGUAUGGCAUUCGCAGGUCAGGUAUUCAACGGCAUCUUUAUGAUGAAUCCUGGCACAUACUUUUGGGAGCAAGCUGGUUUAUCUGCCAAAAAUAGCUACAAGGUUUCUGUGGCUGCUACCGCUAUCGGACUGCUUGCAACUGGUAUUGGGUGUGUUCUCAUUGCCCAUUUAGGUCGUCGCAGUCUAUAUCUCUGGGGAAUGGUUUUCAUGACUGUAGUCAACAUCCUAAUUGGCAUCUUGGCAACAGUCCAUGCUAAUGAAUCAACGAAAUGGGGACAAGUCGCCCUAACUAUCCUAUGGGUAUUCUGUUACGAUAUUUCGGUUGGCCCAGCAGCUUAUGCAACAUCUAGUGAGGUCUCUGCUGUUAGUUUGCGAGUUCAGAGUGUCGCUGCCGCAAAAAUUGCUCACCAACUUUUCGAUAUCAUUGCCGCUGUCCUCGAACCGUAUAUGAUUAAUCCCACAGCUUGGGGAUGGGCCGGAAAGACAGCCUACUUCUGGGGCGGGACCUCGGUGCUUGUGACUAUUUGGGCGUUCUUUAGAUAUCCGGAGACAUUUAAGCGGUCGUACGAAGAGUUGGAUAUUUUGUUUGAAAGGGGAAUUCCUGCUCGCAAGUUCCGCAAUUACGAGGUUGACGCAUAUGAUAUUGAUGGCCAGCAAGUUCACGAGAAGACUGGUUGA
Trichoderma virens Gv29-8 is the source of this 1632-nucleotide messenger RNA. RefSeq lists its product as uncharacterized. Gene Ontology annotation, molecular function: carbohydrate:proton symporter activity. Lineage: Eukaryota; Fungi; Ascomycota; Sordariomycetes; Hypocreales; Hypocreaceae. The transcript has a single exon. Gene Ontology annotation, biological process: carbohydrate transport; transmembrane transport. Gene Ontology annotation, cellular component: membrane. Bases 1 to 1632 code for a protein of 543 amino acids. The record is from RefSeq and is a predicted model, not a curated record.